AUGUACUGUACGGUGCUUCCUGCUGACCAGUCCUUCCAUAGGCUUCCAGUGAGCUCUACAAAAAUGGCUGCCUCCUUGCCUGCAGGUCACAGUUAUUUCCAUAACAGUUGUCGCUCUAGUGUUUGUCUUAUAGAGGCAGAAGCGCGCUUGCGCAGUGGAGUGGCGGUUGGUGUGACUUCCAGGACAAUUUAUUCUCCAGUGAACGUCAUGGCGACCGUGUCAGACCUGAAAGCCGUUUUGGCGGACACUUUGGAUAAAAGAGGUGUGUUGGGACAACUGAAGGCUCGGGUCAGAGCGGAGGUGUUUGCAGCAUUGGAUGAUCAGAGUGAACCCAAACCAGUGUUGUCACAUGAAAAUCUUCUCAUCAAUGAAAUGAUCAGAGAGUAUUUAGAGUUUAACAAAUACAAGUACACAUCAUCGGUGUUAACAGCUGAAACUGGUUUAUCGGAUAUUCCACUGGACCGCUGUUUUCUGUCAAGAGAGCUAAACCUAAGUGAAGUUUCAAGUGCUCAGUCUGUACCAAUCCUGUAUGGGUUGCUGGCUCAUUUCUUACAUGGACACAAAGAGGUGCCAUGUCCUUCUACGAUGAAACACCACUUGGAGCGAUCUACACAAUGGCGCACUGAAAACGCUGCAGUGAGAACUGGUACUCAUUUAGAACCCACAGAAGGUAUGCAGCCAAGCUCUACAGAUUCAUAUGUAUUCCAGGGACAUAGAUAGUGAGCUGUUAUUUAUGGAGUGUUAUUUGAUUAAUAAGGAAAAUACAGACUUUUACAUAUUUUAAUAAUUUAAUUUUUUAAAGCCAAGCAAAAAAAAAAAGUAUUUGUUGCAAUAAAAAUUUUCAA
Hyla sarda is the source of this 845-nucleotide messenger RNA. RefSeq names its product centrosomal protein 20 (gene CEP20). Gene Ontology annotation, cellular component: centrosome; ciliary basal body; motile cilium. Gene Ontology annotation, biological process: cilium assembly; microtubule anchoring. Lineage: Eukaryota; Metazoa; Chordata; Amphibia; Anura; Hylidae. Bases 1 to 720 code for a protein of 239 amino acids. The transcript is spliced from 5 exons. The record is from RefSeq and is a predicted model, not a curated record. Gene Ontology annotation, molecular function: protein binding.